Messenger RNA from Prosopis cineraria, 1577 nucleotides. Its product is annotated as repetitive proline-rich cell wall protein 2. The record is from RefSeq and is a predicted model, not a curated record. Lineage: Eukaryota; Viridiplantae; Streptophyta; Magnoliopsida; Fabales; Fabaceae. The transcript has a single exon. Gene Ontology annotation, molecular function: structural constituent of cell wall. Gene Ontology annotation, cellular component: extracellular region. Bases 30 to 1259 code for a protein of 409 amino acids.
UUUGCAUAAACACAAGUUUAAGUUCAACAAUGUUCUCUAAACACUUAGUAUUGCUCCUUUUAGGAGUGGUGUUUCUCACCACUCCUACUUUUGCAUAUUACUAUCAACCUCCCACUUAUAAGUCACCAGUUGAGAAGCCACCAGUAUACAAACCACCUAUUGAGAAGCCACCUAUCUACAAGCCACCUGUUGAGAAGCCACCCGUCUACAAGCCACCAGUUGAGAAGCCACCCGUCUACAAGCCCCCAGUUGAGAAGCCACCGAUGUACAAGCCCCCUGUAGAGAAGCCACCCCUCUACAAGCCCCCUGUAGACAAGCCACCGGUCUACAAGCCCCCUAUAGAGAAGCCACCAGUGUACAAGCCCCCAGUUGAGAAGCCACCCGUAUAUGAGCCCCCAGUUGCGAAGCCACCGGUCUACAAGCCUCCUGUAGAGAAGCCACCGGUCUACAAGCCCCCAGUUGAGAAGCCACCGGUAUACAAGCCACCAGUUGAGAAGCCACCGGUGUACAAGCCCCCAGUUGAGAAGCCACCCAUCUACAAGCCUCCUGUAGAGAAGCCACCCAUCUACAAGCCCCCAGUUGAGAAGCCACCUGUCUACAAGCCACCAGUUGAGAAGCCUCCGAUGUACAAGCCCCCUAUAGAGAAGCCACCGGUCUACAAGCCCCCAGUUGAGAAGCCCCCUGUAGAGAAGCCACCCAUCUACAAGCCUCCAGUUGAGAAGCCACCCGUCUACAAGCCACCAGUUGAGAAGCCUCCGAUGUACAAGCCCCCUAUAGAGAAGCCACCAGUCUACAAGGCCCCUGUUGAGAAGCCACCUGUCUAUAAGCCACCAAUUGAGAAGCCUCCGAUGUACAAGCCCCCUGUAGAGAAGCCACCAGUAUACAAACCCCCAGUUGAGAAGCCACCAGUGUACAAGCCACCAGUUGAGAAGCCUCCCAUCUACAAGCCCCCAAUUGAGAAGCCACCGGUCUACAAGCCCCCAGUUGAGAAGCCACCAGUCUACAAGCCUCCUGUAGAGAAGCCACCCAUGUACAAGCCCCCUAUAGAGAAGCCACCAGUGUAUAAGCCCCCAAUUGAGAAGCCUCCGGUGUACAAGCCCCCUAUUGAGAAGCCACCCGUGUACAAGCCACCUGUAGAAAAGCCACCCGUCUACAAGCUCCCAGUAGAGAAGCCUCCUGUGUACAAGCCCCCUAUUGAGAAACCACCUCUGUACAAGCCCCCAGUUGAGAAGCCUCCUGCGUACAAACCACCUGUUUAAAAACCUCCAGUUUACAAGCCUCCCAUUUACGAAGUACCUAUUGAAAAGCAACCUACUUAAAAGCCACCAAGCUAUCAACCUCCACCUUAUGGUCACUAGCCUCCUUCACCAACCAUGAACUUUGAGUAUCUUUUGAUCUUAAACAUAUUUUGGUAUUCUAAAAAUAAGCGAGCUCAUGAUCUCUGCAGUUUGUCACAAGUGUUCUUUAAUAUUUUUCCAGUUCUAUUUUACGUUGGCAUUGUUGUUAAGCAUGUAUAAUAAAAUUGUAAUAUUGAUCAUUAAUAAAAUUAUCUGUUUUGCUUCUACCAAAAAAAGAAA